AUGUCUUCCGCACGUCCAAUGAACCCUCGAUGCUAUCAAGAGUUUAUUCUCCACUUCAUGGAGGCGUAUAUUACUGAGAUGCUAAGAGGAGUGGGCAAAAGAACGAGGAAUGGCAGAAGAGUUGCGAACAUGGCGAUGUGGAGGCUGUUGGUGAGGAUUUUACUUUUUUCUUUGACUUUUAGAGCACAUUGGAGUGAUUGUUAUCUAAAAUAUUCUACGAUGCAUCCUUUUACAGCUUAUGAACUCAAAAACAGCGUCGGUUUUCAAGAAUGUGUCUAUCAAAUUCCUCUUGCCAAGACGGAAGGACGAUCAAUCGAUCUACGCAAUUUGGGCAAGAAGAGCCGAUUUAAAAUGUGCGUUAAAAUAUAAGUAAAGCCCUUCCCUCGCUUCUGCAGCUAUUCAAAUUACACUUCAGAUCUUUACAUGAUCGAAGGUCUCUUCAGUACAACCAUUAACAACAGACUGAUAGUUGAUCGGUUCUUCGGGAGACAGGUGCAUUUAUCGCCAAAAGCCCUCCAAUUCUGGUUCGAGAAGGGAACACUGCCUCUCUUCAAGUCUGUUACUCUGUGUAAUCGAACAGGUAGGUAAAUUUGCUUUGUGUUUUUUUUUUUUAUUUUUAGCAUCUGUAAAAGACAUCCUUCGAAUCGAUGCAAUCUCAACUUCAAUCACCAUAAUUCGGAGGGUUGAGGCGGCAGAAGUGAUCACAGACUAUUCUCAGUUCUGCCAGCGUUCUUUGGAGCUGAAUUUCAACACCAGAGCCCUUCGAUUUGUCCUCACUUUGAUGGCGAAUCUUGAUCUUACCCAUCCAAAACUCGAGAAUUUCACUUUUCUUUGUACAAAUGUCUGUUACUCCACGGAGAAUGAAAUUCUUUCUGAUAAUUCUAACGUCAACGACUUGAUGACCAAGUUUCAAGAGAAGCCGAGGCUGGAUUCGAUCGCCGAAGAUCUCGUCUCACUUAUUCCGAUGGCCAUGUGCAACACUAAAUUUAAAAUUAUUUUUGUGUUUGAAGAAGACUCUCCUAUGGUUAAGGGAAUGGUAGGUGGAGUAUAAGGUUUGCUUAUCUUUUUUACUUUUAGGAACCAUCUUACACUCCAUUCUUUGAGCAGGCCAACGUUACCAUUUAUUAUGUCAAGGAAUCUCAACUCCUCGACUUUAACCGAAAGUCAAGAAGACGGCCGGAGGCUUCCGUGGAGUCCACUACUGUUUCGAAAUAG
This is a messenger RNA of Bursaphelenchus xylophilus (pine wood nematode), 1215 nucleotides long. The record is from the annotation of a GenBank genome assembly. Lineage: Eukaryota; Metazoa; Nematoda; Chromadorea; Rhabditida; Aphelenchoididae.